Molecule: messenger RNA, 885 nt
Organism: Cladophialophora carrionii CBS 160.54
Lineage: Eukaryota; Fungi; Ascomycota; Eurotiomycetes; Chaetothyriales; Herpotrichiellaceae
Exons: 1
Coding region: 1-885 (294 amino acids)
Biological process (GO): regulation of DNA-templated transcription
Molecular function (GO): DNA-binding transcription factor activity
Source: RefSeq, a predicted model, not a curated record
AUGGUUACUCGGGUACGGACAACCGAACAGAACCGUAUUAACCAACGCAAUCUCCGCGCUCGACGAAAAGCGUAUGUCCAAGAGCUAGAGCAGCGGGUCCGAAAGCUGGAGAACGAGCGGAUCGGGGCAACAAAGGAGGUGCAGGUUGCAGCUCAGCGCGUGCAUAACGAAAAUCGCCUUCUCAGAUGGCUGCUCGAAACGAAGUUUGGGGUCGACGCAUACCAAAUCAACAAUUACCUUUCUGAAGUCAACAGCACUACAGGUAUUGGGACACAACUAUUCCACAACCCAGGAAAUAACGUGGCCGUGCCUACACCAGCAGAGCAGUUAGCAUGCGGUCCCGUUUCGACAACAAGCCCAGCAGAGGCGUUUCGGGCGAGGGCGACGCAUGAUUCCGACAUCGCAGAAACAACGAGUGAACCAAGAGAGAAGAAGGGCUCCAAAUGCAGCCCAGAAUUGUCAGACCAUGAACGCAGGUCUCCCACUACAUCCUCGACCAGCGCAGAGGCACAACCACCGGUACAAGUUGAAUCUCCGACUCGGUUUUCCAGCAACCAAUACCUGACGCCACAACAGACUCCACCUCCCACAGGCCUCCAACAAGGCGACCACAGAUGUGAAACCAGCCUGGGUCAUUCUUCUUGCGUCACCCUUGUGAGCAAGGAUUCUCAAGGCCCCUGUGUCUCAUCAAAGAAGGAUACCGAUGCUCAUGCUGAAGAAACGUCAUGCGAGGAAGCCGCAAGAAUCAUUGCGAGUCUUCGUGGCCACGUCACCCCAGACGAAGUAUGGAACGAGCUAGGUUGUGGUACAACGCAAGCCUGCAGAGUGAAGAAUCUCGCGGUCUUCGAACUCAUGGAUAAGGAGCCGGCAUAUGUUAGGAUAUAA